Molecule: messenger RNA, 2831 nt
Organism: Plutella xylostella (diamondback moth)
Lineage: Eukaryota; Metazoa; Arthropoda; Insecta; Lepidoptera; Plutellidae
Gene: Rlip
Product: Ral interacting protein
Biological process (GO): small GTPase-mediated signal transduction
Molecular function (GO): small GTPase binding; GTPase activator activity
Source: RefSeq, a predicted model, not a curated record
CAUUUGUCAUUCUUGAUUGUCAAAAAUCAUGUUUUCUUUCCGAUCGCGAUGUUUUUAAUGUUUUAAAAAGGAAAAUCGAUUAUAAUUUGAGUUUUCGUAUAAAAUUGAGUGUGAAUCACUGUAAUUAACUUGUAUAGAUGGUUUAAAUAUUGUUCAAAAUGGAUUUUGAAAGUCCCGAUGUUGAAAAGGAUUUCCCUGGCUUGUACGCAUCGGAAAGUGGACGUAAAAGCAAUGAGAGCGACUUCAGUGAUGGGGGUGAUCAUGAGAAGCCGAGCAAGAAGGGUCUGCUAGGCCGAUCCAAAGACAAGAAAGAGAAGAAAGAUAGAGGGUAUGCCGCUCUAGAGGGAGAUAGCUCGCCUGAAGAAGACACUGAUACAAAGAGUCCUUCCAAGUCAAAGAAGACAAAAUCAUUCAAGUUUCCAACCAAGAGUAAGGAAAAAAGAGAGAAAUCUCGAGACAAGGAGAAAGUUUUAGAAGAUGCUGUGAAACAGAAGGAGUUGAGUGAGAAGGAGAAGAAGAAGGAAAAGGAACGGGAGAAAGAAAGAGAGAGAGAGAAGAAAGAGAAAGAAAAGAGGGAUAAGUUGAGAGAAAAAGAUAAGGAAAAGGAAGAGAAAGCGAAGUUCAAGCUAGAAUCAAAGGAAAAACUAAAGGAUGACAAAAAAGACAAGACAAAAGAUAAGGACAAAGAAAAGGUUAAAGAAAAAGACAAAGAAAAGGUGAAAGAAAAGGACAAGGAAAAAGUGAAAGAGAAGGAUAAAGAUAAGAAAGAAAAGAAGCUGACGAAAGUUCCCUCCACAGUCACUUCCGGAAUACCUUUCGAAGAAAUAUUCACUUUGGGAGUGGCCCUGCCCAUAUUCGGAGUGCCGCUGCACCAGUCGGUGGAGAGGUCCCGAUGCCACGACGACGCUGCCCUGCCGUUGCUCGUGAGGGACAGCAUCGACUAUCUACAGGCGUACGGCCUGAAGUCCACUCAGAUCUACCGUGCGGAAGCGGACAAGGUGAAGCUGCAGCAGCUGCGCAAGUUGUACGACGACCGCUGCGCGCCCUUCCCGUACCACUGGGACGUGCCCGUCGCCUGCGCGCUCAUCAAGACUUAUAUUAGCGAGCUACCAGAAUCCAUCCUCACCCAAGAGCUACACGGGCAGUUCGAGCAAACCACAGCUAUAGCGGAGACGCAGCGCCUCGCCGCCAUGGCGGGGCUGACGGGCAAGCUGCCUCAUUGCAACCUGGCGCUGCUGGGCUGGCUGAUGGUGCACUUUAAUUGUGUGGCUAGGGAGCAUCAGGUGAACCACGCGACAAUAGCCCAGAUCUGCACCUACAUGGCGCCGGCGCUCAACAUGUCUCAGAACCUGCUCACGUAUCUCAUCACUAAGGCAGACAAACUGUUCCCCAAUGUCGAGCUUACCAAAUACGUCCCGCCGCUACUAACCCUCCCGGCAGAGUUCCCGGACUCGGCUAGUGCAAUAGCACUGGAGCUGCGCAAGCAGGAGUCUCUGCUGAGUCAGAUCCACGCGGAGAUGCACGCCGGGUUCAUCACGCCCGCGCGCGACCAGCGCCUGUGGGAGGCGCAGACCAUACUCACGCAACUCAAGAGAAAGCUACGGGCCGUGCAGAAAUCAGCGGAGCCGAACGCUCUGUCGACCCCGCAAAUGUCAAUCGAAGAGAAAACACCAGAAGCCAUCCCCAGCCGCAAGAGUUCACAGACCACCGACCCGCAGAUCUCAUCACCACCUACCGACACCACCGACGGCGCCAAGGCAGCCUUACCGCCCGUCCCCGAUGUCUUCCAACCAGAACACACAACGAUCACCGACUCGGCAAUUGUGCAAGAGACGUUCACCGCAGAAUUCGAAGAUAACUUUGAUUUCGCGGCCAAAGAUCUGACGAUAACCCCCCCUGAACCAACAAUACCGGAGACUACCCCAGAACCAGUGAAAGAAAAACCGAAACUAACAGAAAUUGAAAUGAAGAAGUUGCGACUGGAAUUGGAAAACGCGGAAUACUUGCAACUGAAAUCGCUGCUGCAAGCGAAGAUCAACUCGGAACAGUUCGAAAUUGUCAAACUUAGGAGCCAAGUUGCUUUGAAGAAUAAGCAAGAGGGCAACGUGCCGAGUGUGAAAGAGACGAAAGAUUACACUCCAGAGGAACAAGAGUUGAGACAGAGAUUGAUUCGCGAGAACGCCGCGUUAGAACAGAAGAGACUGAGUCUGAUUAACCAAAUAUUCCAAGAACGAGUUGCGUGUACGCAGCUGAAAAUAGAGAUAGCUAUGAAGGAGUUGUUGUAGAUUUUGUAUAAGUCGUAAAAUUUAAAUUUACUUUACAAAAAAAAAAGCUGUACAUAAAAUUAUGUUGCUCGUAAAAAUAAAUUAAAAAUAUCUUCCGUUACGAAACAUUUCCUAAGAAGUACCUUCAACGCAAAAUAUUACUAUGUAUUUUAAUAUAGGUACAUAAUCAUGUAGAAAUUGUAGAUACUAAGUAAUUGUCUCUCUGUGAAGUAUAGAUUACUUCAUAAAAUUAACUCAAAGCGAAAAUUAAAAUUUAGUUUUAGAUAAGUAUGUGUACUUGUUGAUGUUUUUAGCUGAGAUGAGAUUUUUUAUUGUGUUUAUUUGAAGAGAAUGACUAACUUGUGAAGGAAAACGAUUUUCCUUAAACAUUUUGUGAUUCAUUUGCGUGAUUUGCAACCUUAUUCCUUAUCCCAUAACCUAUAAGUAUAGUUUAGACGACAUUUAUUGACAAAAUAUUAUUUAUAUAGCCUAUAAAAGUUUCUAAUUAAGUUGCAUAGUGUAAAAACGAAGUGUAUUCUGAAUUAAAUAAAUGUUAUACACAAUAUA